CUGAUUAUGUAGGAAGAGAAUUAAAUAGAUGAAGAAGAAGAAAUAAGAGAUUAAAAGGAAGUUCAUGAAUUUGCAAGAGAAAUUAAGGAAAAAGUAGAGGAAACUAAUAAAAUUAACAAAGAAUAAUAAGAUUAAUUAAAAGUGAAUAUGAAUUAAACAAUGGGUCCAAUAAUAGUAAAAUUUGAUGUUUUUUUGAUAGAAUGAGGAAAGU
Molecule: messenger RNA, 211 nt
Organism: Paramecium sonneborni
Lineage: Eukaryota; Ciliophora; Oligohymenophorea; Peniculida; Parameciidae
Source: the annotation of a GenBank genome assembly